AUGUCCAAAAUGAACGAUCUUAGUCAUCUGCUUGGAGGGCAUUCGUUGCAAGAAGCACGGGGGAUGCUUUUGAGUUUUUGGGCCAAGUAUCGAGCUCUCUUUCCCCAACACCAGUUGUGGGCAGAGGUGGAGUCCCACAGGAAGACACUUGAUCGGUGUCUUCCGAUCUUCCUACACGGUGACGAAGGCGUCGCGUACAAGAAGGGAGGAGUACUGGUGCUGUCAAUGCAGGGGGCAUUUGGUCAUGGCUCGAGAGCUUCAGAACGGGCCAAACGUUUGGAGGAAAAUUACCGCGCACUUUCAGAUGGAAUUCCUUUGAACUUUUUACGUACUGGCUUUCAAACCCGUUUGUUGAUUUGCGUGUGCCCCAAGGACAUGUACGCUGAAGAUCGACGAGUUUGGAACGCUUUGUUCGAGAAUGCGGUAGCAGACCUUGCCACGGCUCAACGGGAGGGCGUUGAUCUGGGGGGCACGGCUGGGAGAAUUUUUCCCAUCGUCUUGGGAAACAAAGGCGACUGGAGCUAUUUGGUGAGCAGUGCAAAUCUGGAACGGUCAUACAGACGUGCACCAAAGGGAGCUGGAGAGAACGGAGACCAUAAUGUUGAAGGGCCAGGGGUGUGUCAUCUAUGCACAUGCGGCCAGGGAACAGAUUGGGAAGACUUGAAUGCAGCUGAUGCUGCGAUGGACCAGGCCUUUACAGUGGAGCUUCCUGUUCCCUGGGACCGGGAGUCUCCCAUGACAAGGGAGUUGCUGGUGGACAACAGCUGCAAUGGGAAGAACAGGUUCCAUUGCAUAGACCCGUGGCAUGCGCUCCACUUGGGUAUUGGAAAGGCUUGGGUUGCAUCAGGCAUCAUGAUGCUUCAGCACUUGGUGCCAGAGACCCAGGUGGACAAAAGAAUGCGAGCUAUUGGUGCUGAGUAUAGAUCUUUCUGCCGACGGCAAAAGCUCGAUCCAGUGAUUCGAAGGAUUGACAUCCACAGCUUUGGUGGAGGAGGUGCCAACGAAGCCAAUGGCACAUGGAACAAGGCUGCUGUUACAAGCAAUUUCAUGAUGUUCCUUCAAGAGUUUUGCGAGCAAAGAGCUGCAAUGGUGGAAGGAGAUGAACGCCUGCGAAUCUUUGCUUUUGGAACAAAGCGGAUCAACACCUUCAUGCGUGGCAUAUACUCUGGAGAAGUUUUCCUGCCACGUGCGACAGCUGCUGAGCUCAGCAAAGCUUUGUACGAGUUCAUCAAAGCCUACUUGUAUGAGGCGCACGCAUCUGCCCACUUGGGCCUACCAUACUUUCCUCUCUUUCCAAAGCUCCACUUCCUUCAUGAGACGGCCCAUGAGUUGAAGAGGCAAUCAGAAAUAGCAGACUACGCUUUCAAUCCGGCAGUGUAUUCAUGCGCCCUUGACGAGGACUUCAUCGGCAGAACGGCAGUGAUAACUCGCUGCGUUUCUCCACGAAUCAUCGCGAAGCGUACUUUGGAAAGGUACCUGUGCCAUAUCCAGUUGGCAUGGGCCCGCCAUUGA
Molecule: messenger RNA, 1512 nt
Organism: Durusdinium trenchii
Lineage: Eukaryota; Dinophyceae; Suessiales; Symbiodiniaceae
Source: the annotation of a GenBank genome assembly